GCUGGUCUGAGAUAAAUAUACCCAGGGAAUCUAUAUAUACAAGCAACCAUGAGACCGAAGAACAGUUUGCGUAGGAAUAUUGCUCUGUGAUCGUUCUCUACAAUAAAGUGAAUUUGUUUUCAUAAUUAGUCAUAAUGGCAGCGCCAUUGGCUGCAUUGCAACUGAGCUCACCACCUAGUCUGGAGAAAAACAUUCAUAUCAAGGAGAAAAAUUUAGGAAGGAUUCCACAUAACCGGGAAAAUGAUAUACUUCCUUUACAUUCACCCUGGACUUUUUGGCUCGAUAGAUCUCUGCCAGGAACAACAGCAGCUGAGUGUGAGUCGAACUUGAAGAAAAUCUACACAGUGGAGACAGUACAGAACUUUUGGCGGGUUUACAACAACAUACCAAGUGUCUCUAGCUUGCCAUUGAGAUGUAGCUACCAUCUGAUGAGGGGGGAGAGGAAGCCUCUCUGGGAAGAAGAAAGCAAUGCUAAAGGUGGUGUUUGGAAAAUGAAAGUACCAAAAGAAUGUACUUCUGUGGUGUGGAAGGAGCUGCUAUUGGCCACUAUUGGAGAACAGUUCAGUGAUUAUUGUGCCUCAGAGGAUGAAGUAGUUGGGGUCAGCAUCAGUGUAAGGGACAGAGAAGACGUAGUUCAGGUCUGGAAUGGGAAUGCUUCCUGCGCCGAUGAGUCAAAGGUCUUGGAAAAGAUCUACGAGCUCCUCCCUGAGACACCUUUUAAAGCUGUAUUUUAUAAACCACAUGAGGAGCACCACGCUUUUGAAGGAGGUCGAACAAGACACUAAAUGUUUUUGCACAUUAUAGGUUUUAGGUUGUACAACAAUCUUUUCAAUUGGUAAAGUUAUCACAGAUCACUCAGGAAGAUUACAAAUCACCUUAGAUCUUAUGUAUUACCUCAGCCUAGCUAAAGUAUUUUCAAUCAAUAUAAUUUUAGUUAAUCCAAGCACCACUUGCAUUACAAUGUCCUGCUAAUAUAGUUUGAUACACCAUAGUGUAUGAUUGUUUUAUUAUCUUUGAAUGUAUUUCUGUUGUUUUUUCUUUUUGUUUUACCUCGACCUUUUACAAAUGCAAAACCGAGUAAUGAUUUUCAGAGGCUUUCUAAUGAAAUGUGCCGUUUAGAUCUUUUAAACUGUUUUACUUAUUCACUAGAAGUGAAUAAGCAAAAAAAUCACAAUCUACAGUGUUGUAUCCAUAUAAGAAUUAUUUUAUAUUUUUUGUCUUUAAAGGUAUAGUGGAAGAUUUUCAUGAAUUUUUGAAAAGAACCACCCUCUCCACUUUAAACAAAAAAGCAAAUGCACAAACCUGUACCGGCUCACGAGAUGGAACGCCUAUCAAACUCGUGCGAGAGCAUGCACGAGCACGUCUCCUCAUGCACACCCUGUAAAAGUUGCUGUUU
Cyprinodon tularosa is the source of this 1396-nucleotide messenger RNA. RefSeq names its product eukaryotic translation initiation factor 4E type 3-like. The record is from RefSeq and is a predicted model, not a curated record. Gene Ontology annotation, molecular function: translation initiation factor activity; RNA 7-methylguanosine cap binding. Gene Ontology annotation, cellular component: eukaryotic translation initiation factor 4F complex. Gene Ontology annotation, biological process: translational initiation. The coding region runs from base 135 to 785 and encodes 216 amino acids. The transcript has 7 exons. NCBI's taxonomy places the organism in Eukaryota, Metazoa, Chordata, Actinopteri, Cyprinodontiformes, Cyprinodontidae.